AUGUCGGUGCUAAACUGUUCUACCAAAUUACUGAUACUGGAAAAAAUGCUGAAGAGUCACUUUCCUGAGUCACUCAAGGUUUACGGAGCUGUCAUGAACAUAAAUCGUGGGAAUCCCUUUCAAAAGGAAGUGGUAGUGGAUUCAUGGCCAGACUUCAAAGCUGUUAUCACCCGGCGACAGAAAGAGGCUGAGAUGGAUAACCUGGACCAUUAUACUAAUGCCUAUGCUGUGUUCUACAAGGAUAUCAGGGCUUACCGACGGCUGUUGGAAGAACAUGAUGUUAUCAACUGGGAUCAAGUUUUUCAAAUACAAGGGCUGCAGAGUGAAUUAUAUGAUGUUUCCAAAGCUGUUGCCAAGUCAAAGCAGUUAGAUGUAAAGCUAACCUCCUUCAAGGCCGUUCAUUUUUCUCCUCUUUCAACUCUGCCGAACACCAGUUCCCUAAUGGGUUCUUCCCCACAACUGACUUACCUGAGUGUUGCUGACGCUGAUCUUCUCAACAGGACUUGGUCGCGGGGUGGCAAUGAACAGUGUCUCCGGUACAUCGUGAACCUCAUCUCUUGCUUCCCCAGUGUAUGUGUCCGCGAUGACAAGGGAAACCCAGUCUCUUGGUCUCUCACAGAUCAGUUUGCCACCAUGUGCCAUGGCUAUACCUUGCCAGAGCAUCGCAGAAAAGGUUAUUGCAAGCUGGUGGCCCUCACACUGGCCAGGAAGUUACAAAGCCAGGGGUUCCCCUCUCAGGGUAAUGUCCUGGAUGACAACGUGGCAUCCAUAAGCCUCCUGAAGAGUGUCCAUGCUGAGUUCUUGCCUUGUCGUUUUCAUAGGCUUAUUCUCACCCCUGCAACUUUCUCUGGUCAAAUUUACCUGUAG
Puma concolor (puma) is the source of this 867-nucleotide messenger RNA. RefSeq names its product glycine-N-acyltransferase like 3 (gene GLYATL3). Gene Ontology annotation, cellular component: mitochondrion. NCBI's taxonomy places the organism in Eukaryota, Metazoa, Chordata, Mammalia, Carnivora, Felidae. Gene Ontology annotation, molecular function: glycine N-acyltransferase activity. The record is from RefSeq and is a predicted model, not a curated record.